Molecule: messenger RNA, 747 nt
Organism: Oncorhynchus tshawytscha (Chinook salmon)
Lineage: Eukaryota; Metazoa; Chordata; Actinopteri; Salmoniformes; Salmonidae
Product: extensin-2-like
Exons: 2
Source: RefSeq, a predicted model, not a curated record
CCCCUAUCGCCUACCCCCUACCGCCCCCCUACCUCCUACACCCUAACCUACCCCCAACCCCUACCAACUAACCCCUACCGCCUACCCCCUACCCCCUACCGUCUACCCCCUACCCCCUACUGCCUACCCCCUACCGUCUAUCCCCUACUGCCUAACCCCUACCCCCUAUCGUCUACCCCCUACCGCCUAAACCCUACAGUCUACCUUCUACCCCCUACCAUCUACCCCCUACCGCCUAACCCCUACCGCCUACCGCCUACGUCUACCGUCUACCCCCUACCGUCUACCCCUACCGCCUACCCCCUACCGCCUACCCCCUACAGUCUACCCCCUACCGCCUACCCCCUACUGCCUACCCCCUACUACCUACCCCCUACCGCCUACCCCCUACCCCCUAACCCCUACCCCCUACUGCCUACCCCCCCUACCGCCUACCCCCUACCGUCUAACCGUCUACCGCCUACCGUCUACCCCCUACCGCCUACCCCCUACCGUCUACCCCUACCGCCUACCCCCUACCGUGUACCCCCUACCGUCUACCCCUACCGCCUACCCCCCCUACCGCCUACCCCCUACAGUCUACCCCCCUACCGCCUACCCCCUGCCGCCUACCCCCUACCGCCUACCCCCUACCUCCUACCUCCAACCCCAUACCAUCUAACCCCUACCCCUAACCCCUACCGCGUACCCCCCCUUACCCCCUACUGCCUACCCCCUACCGCCUACCCUCUACCCCCUACCGCCUGA